GUCGUCAUUGUUUUUAAAACUUGCAUCCGCUCAUAGUUGCCGCGUCCCCCUUGCUAUCAUUGACCGUUUCGAGACCAACCACACUUGCAACGGUUCUCCUCGUUUUCUCUCUUGUCUUCUCCGGGGCCUUUUGUCAAACACCUUGUCUUUGUCGACCCCUCUCAGACCACCCCUUGCGCGCAUCCGAAAUUUGUCCCGAACCCGACCCGGGUUGUUGUUACCGAUGGGUCCGGAUCAUCCCCUAACAUCUAUAAAACAUCACCGUUUUCUUUGUUGGACGCUCUAGCCUACUUAUUCUCAACCGCCCUAUUAUAAUCGGACGGACCGGAUUAACCCCUACCUAUAUAACUAGACCAACCCUAAUCUUUAGGGGACUUGUCCCAUCCUCCCAGCCAGCCACCGCCGCCACUCCACCAAAUCUCUCUCGGGAUCCAUCCCCUCCUCGAUUUCACACACCAGCCAACCAAAUCCAUCUCCUCCUACAUCCAAUCGAGCCAGCCAGCCACCACCAAAUCCCCCCCUUGCCUCGCUCACGCCCACAAGAGAGGAGCUCCUCCUAUGCCCGAGCGCUCCUCUCCACGCCGGCAUCCCCGUCCCGACCAGCAAGUCGCCGUCUCCUCGCGCCCCUUCUUCCCUUUCUCUGGUUCCUCCCCUGCUCCUUUUCCCUUCCUUCUUUCUCUCUCUCUUACGCGAGCUCUCUCCUUGUUCUCUUCUUCACAGGGAAUCGAGCAGCCAUGGCCGCCGUUUGUCCUCGUCGCCACCCUUCGGAUCCGCGCCGGAUCAGCCUCCUCCGCGACCUCCCCUUCUUGCUGGAGUCCCUCCCCGCUGCAACUCCCUCGAACAAGAUCGGGGUCGAGCCUCCCGCUCCUGCCGUCCCCGUUGACCCGCGCCCGUCCGCCUCGGAGCCGGCCUCCACCGCCUCCUCCGCAUCUGCUUCGCCUCGCCGGAGCUCCGUACGCGUCGCUGCCGUCGUCUUCGUGCCGCAGCCCAAGCGCUGCCCCGAGUCGCACUGCCUCCUUCUGUCGGGAGCACACAGCGGAAGCCGCCCCUGCCGCGUUGACCGCCAAGUCCCACGCCGCCCCGCCUGCUCCUUCAAGUCCGUCGAGGCCGGUCCUCCCUGCUGCCCUCUCGCCCGGAUCCAGCCACCCCUGCUUCCCGUCGCGCCGCCCGCCACCAAGUCCUUCGUCACCGGCCUCUGCUUCCUCUGCAACGAGCAGAAGCUCUGCUCGUCCCACGCGCCUGGAGAUCGAGCAGCUGCGCUCGUUCUCGAGAGCGUUGACCAGGCCCGCAGCCGCAACAGCGUGUGGCCCAGCUCCUCCUGCGCCAGGGCCCAAUCUUCGGUUUCGUUCAGGAGUUGUGAGGAUUCGUUCGACUACAUCCGUUUGUCUUCUUCAUGGACUCGUUCUUCUUCCUAGCGGGAUCUCAGG
Aegilops tauschii subsp. strangulata is the source of this 1427-nucleotide messenger RNA. RefSeq lists its product as uncharacterized. Lineage: Eukaryota; Viridiplantae; Streptophyta; Magnoliopsida; Poales; Poaceae. The record is from RefSeq and is a predicted model, not a curated record.